Messenger RNA from Microdochium trichocladiopsis, 6051 nucleotides. RefSeq lists its product as uncharacterized. NCBI's taxonomy places the organism in Eukaryota, Fungi, Ascomycota, Sordariomycetes, Xylariales, Microdochiaceae. Gene Ontology annotation, molecular function: protein binding; phosphorelay sensor kinase activity. Gene Ontology annotation, biological process: phosphorelay signal transduction system; phosphorylation. The record is from RefSeq and is a predicted model, not a curated record. Bases 1 to 6051 code for a protein of 2016 amino acids. The transcript is spliced from 2 exons.
AUGACCGCCCCUACUCAGCCCGACGACUCCAGGUCUCGACCACCAGUCCAACAUGGCCCAGAGGUCCUUGGCAGCCGCGAGUAUGAAGGGAAUCCAGAUGCCAGAUAUGUGGCGGACGGUGAUCCGGCCCGCGUCAGUAUAGAUGAGAAGCGGGAAAGCUCCUUGGCUCGGGACGCCUUGCCACGAUCACCGAAUCCUCUCAAGCGCCUGAGUGCCCGCCUCAGCAGUAAUCUGGUCAGUCUACGCGGCGGUGGUAGCCCGGAAACGACUGGCACCGCUAGACCCAAGUUGAGUGCCGUCAAGCACGCCUCGUCACUUAAGCAAUCACCCGAGCACGGGUCCAAGAAAAAGAACAGGGAGGUGAGCAUUUCAGAAAGCUCGCCAGAUAUUAUAGGCAACCCGGUGGUGGCCUAUAAGGAAGGCCUUACUCGAUAUCUCUCCCAGCAUGAACAGGGCUUGAAGGGCUCGCCUGAGGCCCACGUCAUGACAGCACGUGCGCCUGGCGUCUCGCCCGUUAUCGAGUCUUCGCCUAUAUCUGCAACGCCUGCGGAUGACUUACCGACAACAUCAACUGAGUCAAACACAACUGUCAGAGGCGGCAUAACGCCUGGUCUCGUGGCUCGAACCCCAUCGUACCCGUUUCCCAGGAUGAACUCGACCGGGCUUAAGCUUGGCCGUGGACCCAUGAUGGCCAGCCCACAAUCCCAAACUCCCCUCCUCCAUUCGACUGGAGGUCAGUUUGCCAGCCACUUCUUACUGCAGGAGCAGCUGCGAUCGGAUCCUUCUACCCCUGCUUCUGUCAUGACCUUCCAGCCCACUGGUCAUCCUGAGCCACACCCAAAUUUCGACUACCCGUCCCCAAACCUGUACGACCUAUCAUUACUGCUCGCGGCUGAGCCCGGUCUCGAUGCUUGGUGGAAUACUGUGGUCCAGAUCAUGACGGAGCACUUUAAAGCGGAGCGUGUGACAUUGUCAAUACCUGCAGACAACACCGAUCUAGAGAAUGUGCCAUGGGGCCAGAAAGCCACGUUCAACGCGAGUGAGGAAGAUGAGCUCAGCAUGGGCUACAUGGGGCGAUCUAGCUUCGCACCACAGAGCACCGAGGAGGAGCCAGCUUCGACCCCGGAUCUGCCGCUGAAGAAUGAUCGUCCAGUGCGGCCGGGCAUGUUCAGUCGGCAUUCUUUUACGUCGUAUGAGAAGCAGAAAGGUGCCCAGGAUACGCAUACAAACUCGGCAGCAUCGCCUGCCCCCCAACGCCCGGGGUCCAUACUUCGUAGCAAGAGCUUCUACCCCACGACGAAUGCCCCACGGCCAGCUUCGCCUCACCCAGCCCUCAACAAGCGCACUCUGGAGAAACAUGACGCCGAAGAAGAGAAUCAACCUAUGCCUUCGUGGGAAGCUCCAUUGUUCAUGGGCCGAGACAUGAGAGGCCGUGUACUCCCCAUGCUCCAGGCCCUUGAUCUGGAGGCAGAUCCAUUGAUAGAUCAUAACGGCAUUGCGAGAGUGGUUGAGCGAGGUAAAGUGAUUGCGCUAACGCGAAGCUACCCGUACUUGAACCCCUUCGAGGACGAAAAGAAGAAGGGCCCACGGACCAGCUGGUCGAACGGCUCGUCGGAGUCGAAAAAGGGCUUGAGGAAGCAAACAACUUCAGACUCAAGCACGCAGCUUUCAUCUCUCCUCGACAGCGUCACAGCCUCGCAGACCACGGCCAAAGGCAGGAAGCUCCCCCAGGAAAGAAGCAAAAUCGCAGACAUUCUCGCGUCCAUCGACAGUGGUGCCCCGCGUCCCCCGACGCCGAAGUACGAAGAAUUUGAACAAACACCACCAUCACCAUGGUCACAGUCUCCUGCACCAUCGCCUGCCGUGCGAUCCGAUCCUUCAGAGAACCCUUUCUUCACAGAUGCUGUCAUUGAUGAGGAUUCAUUCAAUCCUGGCGCGAGUCCACACGAUUAUACGGCGAUCCAAACUCCCGAGGCGAUUGGCGUGGACAAUUCCUGGACCGUGUUACAUGUCCCGUUGCACCAUAUCCUGCUCUCCAAGCCUACGAGAGGAUUCAAACUCAACUCUGCCGCCCUGGGUCAAAGAAACGCCUCGCGACCUGGUGGCGCCAAAGCGCAAUCCCCGACGUCCGCCGAGGACACCCAGGAUCAGCCCCGUCCACCUGUGGCCAUUCUUUCUAUUCUGAGCCCUGUGAUCCCGUAUCCAGCCAACCUCAGGCAUUCCUUGCAGCAUCUCGCGCCCCAUUUGGCAACAUCAUAUUCGCUCUGCAGCCAUUACUCUAUGCUUGAAACCGAAGUGCUUGGGUUGGAUCGGAAACGACCUACGACAUCCGGCUUUGGCGGUGUGGACCUGGACGGCAGGCCAUUGCAGAAUUCUGCCUCGCUACGCAAUUUCAGCUAUGAAGCAAUGUCCUCCCAGUACCACUCGCAACUAUCUGCCACAGGCAGCAUCACUAGCCCCAGUGAUUACUCGGCUAGGUCCAGGAGUAUUGCGGGCUCGCCUGCCGCCAUCACGCCAAACUGGGAUUCAAAAUCUUCCGGCUUUGCAGCAGAACGUCGGACUGCUGGAGUCAGCCCUGGGAUGGUGUCCGGCGACAGCUACUUUAAUACUCGCCCGCGACAUGCUAACCUUGGCGAUGACACCGCGCACGAAGCUAUUGCGUCUCGUGGCAGCCGUCUGGCGAAGGAGACCUCCACCAUUGAACAUACCCAUCGGAGGUCUGGAAGUCUAAGACAGAUCCCUGAUACCCCGGCAGUCAAUGAGCCUGGCCUCGUGGACGCUAAUAGAGGUGACGGAGAUGAAAAGUCUUCAACCCGGCCGUCAUCGAAGAGCUCCGCGGAACCCAGUAGCACGCACAGCGAAUCGGACCAUGCUCCGGAUUCUGACGACAAGCUCUUGCGGCCUUCUGGUCAUACUACUGUCGGCACUCCGGGACAGAAACACACGUUGAUGCACUCGUACGGGGCAGACUUUGCUGCCACCUUCCAGUCUCUGCCCCCUAGUGCUUCUCUGCUAUCUAAGCCGACUACGUCCCACCCUCGCACGCAAACAGGGCCCGCGGCGCAGUUUAGUAUGCUGCCGCCCUCAGAUCGGCUCAAGAGCAUCAUGCUGGAUAGCCUGCCAGUCCAUGUUUUUGUAGCACUCCCAGUAACAGGAGAAAUAGUCUGGGUCAACAGCAGGUAUCUUUUCUACCGAGGCCAGACAAUCGGUGAUCUUGUGGCCGACCCAUGGGCAAGUCUUCACCCUGAAGACAGGGAUGACUACAUCCUGGCCUGGAGCGACUCACUCCGGUCAGGUAGCUCGUUUGAGCGGACAAUUCGACUCCGACGUUUCACUGGCGAUUACCGAUGGCACCAGGCAAGGGCGGUUCCUUUGAGAGACAAGCGCGGCGUACUGGUCCAGUUCAUCGGUUCCUACAUGGACAUCCACGACCAGCAUGUUGCAGAGCUCAAAAGUGUGCGUCAAGUCGAAGUCGAGGCCUCGGAAGCGAAGCAUCGUUUGCUAGCCAACCUUAUCCCUCAGAUCAUUUUCACCGCAACUGAACAGGAAGGUAUCACCUUUGCGAAUGACCAGUGGCUUUCAUAUACUGGACAGACCUCAGAGGCCACCCUCGGACUUGGUUUCAUGGACUUCGUGCAUCCAGACGACCUCGCCAAAUGCCGCCUACCAAGCAUUCGCAAUGAGAUGUCGUUCUUCCAAACAGAUGUAUCAAGCCCAGGCUCGAGCCAGACCACGGGAAAGAGCUCACAAUCGGCAGAUGAAGGUCUCUCAAGUCUUUCGCGCAGCAGCACCAGCGACAAUACCCUCACACCUGAGUUUCAGUCUGGCGACCUUGCCGAUCUUGUCAGAAAAGGAAUCAUCAAAGUAGCCACGGAUAGUGAUGGUCGCGUGUCAUACACAACAGAAGUCCGCCUGCGCUCCAAAUCCGGCGACUACAGGUGGCACCUCGUGCGAUGCGUGGAGAUUGACAAUAUCGACUUUGGGAACGGCGCCAGCUCAUACUUUGGAUCAGCAACUGAUAUCAACGACCACAAAUUACUCGAAGCCAAGCUUAAGGAGGCCAUGGAGUCUAAAGCGCGUUUCCUCAGCAACAUGUCUCACGAGAUUCGCACGCCACUGAUUGGUAUUUCCGGCAUGGUGAGCUUUCUCCAGGACACUACGCUGAAUGAAGAGCAGCGGGAUUACACCAACACCAUACAGACGAGCGCCAAGAGUCUUCUCAUGAUCAUCAACGACAUUCUAGACCUCUCCAAGGUCGACGCAGGCAUGAUGAAGCUCAAGUUUGAGUGGUUUCACACCCGCUCUCUCAUUGAGGACGUCAACGAGUUGGUGUCCGCCAUGGCGAUUGCGAAACGGCUUGAGCUCAACUACAUUGUGGAAGAGAAUGUCCCAUCAUGGGUGAAGGGGGACAAGGUCCGCAUUCGGCAGGUCCUCCUCAAUGUCAUCGGAAACGCGAUCAAGUUCACGUCGGAGGGAGAAGUCUUCAGUCGAUGCAGGGUGUGUGUCGAUGACUCUGCAACCUCGGACGAAGAUAGCAUCAUGCUUGAAUUCUCGAUAAUCGACACGGGACGAGGCUUUACGAAGGAGGAGGCCGAACUCAUUUUCAAGCCCUUCAGUCAGAUCGAUGGCAGCAGCACGCGCCAGCACGGCGGGAGUGGUUUAGGUCUGGUUAUCUCUCGACAACUUGUUGAGCUGCACGGUGGCCAGAUGAAUGGCACAGCCGUUCCGGGGCAAGGCUCGACUUUUACCUUUACCGCUCGGUUCGGAUUGCCAAGUGCAGAAGACCAUCCUAACACAAUUGGGACUCCUCCAAUGCUGCCAACCGUCGCAACACCGGCUGCCGACAAGCAUGCACAAGCACUUCGGCCCUUUUUGCUCCAGCAGACACUAAAUGGUUUCAACACUGCCAGUCCUGGAUCCGACGUUGGUACGAUCUCGCCAGCUCUCAACUCGUCGGCAAGUUCCGACCCUUCAGUGCGGUCAUCCGCACGCACGGCACGCUCCAGUGUGUCAUCGGUCCAUGUAGGACUAGCACACUUUAGCGAAGCUGCAAAGGCGAGUGGGCAGGAUUUGUCGCAGAUGCGUUUGCAGAUGCCCUUCGAGAAGCCGCGGAUUCCAGGUACGCCGAUACAAGACGACUCAGAGAUACCACCACACUUCAGGCCGCCCAUGUAUUCGAUUCUCGUGAUCUGCGCCCAGAAGCAUUCACGCGAAGCCACAACCAAGCAUAUCGAGAUGACGCUGCCGAAGGACGUGCCGCACCAGAUCACGGCUGUGGAAACGAGCGCGGAUGCGGAGAAGCUGAUUGGCGGGCACGAAUCAGUAACAUUCACCCAUGUCGUCCUCAAUCUCAGUUCCGCUGAAGAAGUCAUUGGCGUUGUCGACCGGAUUAUUGAAAGCUCAGGUGGCCGCACCUCCGUUCUCGUGCUCUCAGACUCUGUGCAAAGACAGUCAGUUCUCAAGCUGGCAUCUGAUCCAGCACACCAGCAACUCCUGGACGAGAAACGCAUCACGUUUGUCUACAAGCCUGUCAAGCCAUCACGUUUCGCAGUCAUCUUUGAUCCUGCGAAUGAACGCGAUCUAAGCGUGGACCUGAACAGAUCUAGCGCGGCACAAAUGGUGGAGAGCCAGAAGCAAAAUUACAUUGAUGUCGAAAAGAGAAUCGGCAACAAGGGCUAUAGGGUAAUGCUCGUCGAGGACAAUCCCGUCAAUCAGAAGGUCCUGGUGCGCUACCUCAAAAAAGUUGGAAUUGACGCUGAAAUUGCUGCGGAUGGUGUCGAGUGCACGGAGAAGGUGUUUUCGCAUGGCUCGGGAUACUACUCUUUAAUCUUGUGUGAUUUACACAUGCCUCGGAAGGACGGUUACCAAGCAUGCCGCGAAAUCCGAGCUUGGGAAGCAAAGGAGGGCCACUCGAAGCUUCCGAUCAUUGCACUCUCCGCAAACGUCAUGUCCGAUGUGCAAGAGAAAUGUUUUGCGGCCGGGUUCAGUGACUACGUCACGAAGCCGGUCGACUUCGUCGACUUGAGCACUGCCAUGUCGAAGUUUAUAUGA